UUACGUAGCUUUUAUUUAAGGAAAAAAUAGAGAAAAUUAUUUUGUACAGUACUAAUCGAUUUUAUAGUUAGUUUAAUAAUAAAAUAUAAUAUAUAUUUAUAUGAACCAACUUAUUUUUUUAAGGAUUCUAAGAAUCAUCCUAGUGAUGACAUGUGGCUGCAAAAAAAUAAUGUAAUGUUCUAUGAUUAAUAUAUAUACCAAAUUAACGGUUUUCUCCGUGGUUACAGAAAAACAGAAAAUUUAUAACACAUUUUUGCUUGUUAAGGCAUCUUAGAUUGCAUUAUAUGUAAGAACAUUUCCAACUCACUUAUGUAAUAGAAAUCUCUAAAAAAAAUAGAGAUAAAUUUUUUGCUCCAAAUAUUCUUUUAUAAUUGAAGAAUGCUAUAUUUGAUUAUAUAAAUAGAGAAAUGCUAUAUUAUUGCAUCUAUAAAUAGACGAAUGCUAUUUUUCCCUCUAUUUAUAUAGACAAAUAUAGCAUUCCUCUACUAUAGAGAAACACAUUUGAGCAAAACGUCCAUUUUUUAGAGAGAUCUAUUAUAGAUAAGCGUUGGAGACGGCGUAUCUAAACGUGCGUUAUUUUGUUGAAAUGCAUGCGUAGACAUGCAAGUUGCAAAAUGCCGUAGUUGACCAUGUAAAUGUAGAGUAGUUUGGAUUUUGUAAUUAUUCGCGAUCUGCAUCACAUUAUAUAACAUGAAUGCGUUCGUGUGUGCAAUAAAAAGUCAAACAGAUGCAUACUACAUAUUCAUACAGAGUGAGGCAUUGUGCAGAGAGAAACCCACGCGUUUAGAAGAGAGGAGACAGUUCUGGUAUCAACUUUAAUGUUGUACCGUUGCAUGUUACCUACUUUCCUAGCUUCGCCCUUUCAUUUUUGUCUUCUAUUUUUUUGUAACCUACUACUAACCAGAAUAAGAUACUUUAGUUGAGCAAGGUAUUUUCUGUUUUUGUUUUUGAUUUAUUAUAACCUGGCCUUUCAAGAAGGACAUUCACUCAUGCCAUGCACGAUUUAACAGUUUGCCACGAUUUUCCAUUUACCUUAUUUUCACCCCCAAAAAAUGGAACUUGUUCAUAAAUCUCGCAUAGCAUUUUGACCAUAUAUCUAUGUUUCUAUGUUUCAUAGUGUAUAAAUACUAUUAUCAUCUAUAAACCCUAUUAUCAUGCUCUCUCAGUAAAAAAAAUGUUCUAUAUCCUGCGUAAUCACUUGGCCAAGAACAUUUGGUUGGCUGCCACAAGGAAUUCAAGACUUUGCUUUCUUUAAUCUCAUAUCUUCUCCUAGCUAGACAAGAUUUUGCUAACGUUUAGUUGAAAACCUAGUUAUUGUUUUUAUUGAGAAAUGACCGCGCGUUACCUGUACAUGCACUGAGCAAAUUGCAAAUCGUUGUUUAUUGGUAGCGUGGAAAGUUCCCAAAUGAAAAGAGUUACUCUUGCGAUUCGAUAUAUAACAAUAGUCGUGUGAUAACGUACAUGAUAAUCUCCAAAUAAAAAGAAUACAUGUUGCUCAGAGCACAAUAUAUAUAUAUACAUGCAACCUAUGUGUAUUGUGUUAGGGUUUGGAGACGGUAGGGGACGUGAUCACUUUAUCAGUUAAAAGAUAAGCAUGGGCAUUCGGAUAUCCGUUCGGGUACGGUUGGUUCUUUCGUGUAUCAAGUUUUUUGGGUUUGAAAAUUAGGCACCGUUCGGAUAUUACAAAAUUUUGGGUCGGGUUCAAGUCGGCACCUCCCAGGUCCGGGUGGGUUUCGUUAUGAUGUAAAAGAACCUGAUAACCGAACAACCAACGUAUCUGAAACAGAUUUGGAUAAUAGUACCCAAAAUAACCAUAUUAGCCGAUUUGGUUCGGGUAUUUUGUAUCUAAAGUCUAAACUACCCAACUAUACCAAAAAAGUAAAUCAAAAAUGCUCAUUAGAUACGUUUUUUGAGGAUUUAUAUCCAAACUAUAAUAUUUUAUCCAAAAAUACACAAAAAUAUUGAAAAUAACUAAUAUAUUUAAUUUGUAAUUUUAAUUUAAAUUAUUAAAAUAAUUAUACAUAUAAUUAUAAAUAAUAUUUGUAAAUAUAUAUAUAUAUAUAUUUACAUUUCAUAUAUCUUCGGAUACUCAUUCAGAUCGGAUUGGGUACCGGUUCUUUGGAUACAUCAAUUUAGGAUCCAUUCGGUUAUUUAUCUCAGAUCUGAUCGUGUUCGGAUCUGUUUUUCGGGUCGGUUUUAGGUCGGUUCUUCGGUACAAGAUAUUUUGCCCAGACCUAGUUAAAGAUUACCAACAUUGAUCAAAAUGGUGAAAGAGAUGAAGUUAGUGAAUGGUGAUUAAUUAUGUUAGUUGUAAAACCUAUGUGGACUUUAACUAACCAAAACGAUAUGAAAUUAGUGGUGGAGGUUAAAUUCUGCAAAUGCGAGAAGGUCAUUUAGUCACAAUCGAGUAACAGUAGGAAACCAAAGAGGCUACACCAUGAAGAAAGAGCCCUAGUUGAGACAAAUCCACGUGACUUAGGUUUUCAUAAAAAAAUAAAAAUAUAAUAAAACCCUAAAUAAGCGAAUUGACCAUAAUCUAGUAAAAAAGAACAGACAAAACAUAACCUCAUGUAGAAGGAACAAUUUCUGAGCGCCGCCAGUUAUUAAUUCAGAAUCAUAAUUUUACAAUUUUCAACCCCUCCCCUUACAACUCCCAACAUCAUAAUUUCCUUUCCCAUCCACAAAAUACUGUCUAAAUCAACUUUUAACCAAUUUUAUUGAUUGUUAUUACCAUAGUACUUAUUGACACUGUUCUUCUUUGUCCACAAUACUAUUCACGAACAGGUCUCUAAAAUACAACACUAGUGUUACAUUUUUUUUUUUUUUUUUUGAUAAAUAUGUGAAUUUCAUUAUCAAGAUAAUGACACUGGGGAUACAAAUAGUUUUUGCAAGCAAAACCUACUGCAUCAAUGGAUGCUAAUUAAAGCAGAGGUCAAAACAAGCCCCAAAAAAAAGCUAAAAAAGACUUUGUAAGACAAACAAGGUUUAAUCUAACCCUGAGGCUAAGACUAAAGCUUAACUAAAACGAAAUUCCUAGCAGCUAUGAAAUUCCAGUAGAACAACACUGAGCCUUGUCGUCGGUACCUGCAACAAGAGUGAUGAUCAACAGAGCAGAACAGCCGGAGAACAAUACGAGGACCCGCAUAUUGUCCCGAAGGCGACUCCGAACGAGCAACAGGCGAAGCAGGGGUGACUAGGUCCUGGUCCGGCCAUCACACAAAGAAGUCCACUCCAGACGCUGGUGACUCCAGAAGCUAGCAAGUCGGCACUAGUGUUACAUUAGAAUUGUAAUCUUUGAAAUAGUUCCAAACUUCAAAAAUAUUUAGUGUGAAAGCGAAUUAGUGUUUUUCAAAAUCGUGAUUCAGUGUUCCAAUUUUAUAAGUUUAGUUUAUUUUUUUCAAGAAAAUAAUGUUUUUGGAAACCCCAUGUACUUAGCAGGCACACGCCUUAACCACUCGGCCAAAAAAAAGAAAAUAAUGUUUUUGAGCAUUAAAAACAAAGAACAAAUCAAAAAGAUAUAUAUCCAUUAUCGAGACAUCUUGAAACUUCUGAGAAUAAGGAAAAUAAAAAUAGUAUGUAUAAUAAUUACGUUAUUGUUACUUAUCAAAAAGACAUGUAAGUUAUUACCCCAAUUUUAUGUAAGUCCGUAGGAAAAUAAAGACACAAGACGUGGAACAUGAAACUUCGUUAAACGUACUUUUACUUUCUCUCUCAUAGAGGAGUGAUCACAAGUCAAAAAGACGCAAGUCUCUUCGAUUUUAAAGAAAUGAUGUUAUUUUUCCCUCUAUAAAUACGUUAUCAGCUACCAAUAUACAUUCAGGUACCUCAAAAAACUCUUAAGAGAACCACAUAGCAAAGCAAAUACUUUCUUUGCGUAUAAUAAAACUUCCCUCAGGUCAAACCAUGGAUGAAGCAAUCAUGAGACUAGAAGGUGCUGAGCACAGAGAAACCAACAAUCAUUCUCUGAAGAGAAAGCCAUCAAGAACUUCCUCCACCGCUCCAUGCUCUCCCGGAGGUGUACCCACCGCAAAAUCUGUCCCCGGAGCUGGCGCUUCCGGUGGCACCACCAUCAGGUACCGCGGCGUGAGGCGUAGGCCAUGGGGUCGUUACGCUGCUGAAAUACGCGAUCCGAUGUCCAAGGAGAGACGUUGGCUGGGGACAUUUGACACUGCUGAGGAAGCAGCCUGCGCAUACGACUGUGCUGCUCGAGCCAUGCGUGGUCAUAAAGCUCGAACCAAUUUCGUCUACCCAAUCCCUUCACUUGACUCUUACCACCAUCGUAUUUUCUCGUCUCCUCCGAUGAACAUGUUCCUUCGAGGCGACGUUUUGAACUCUCAGUCUCUUUCUCCUUUCGCUUACCCACUCUCUAACGUAAGCGGCCCGGUCUACGAUUCAUUCGCUAAUGUUAACGAUGUCUCCGAAGAUCACUCACCUAAAGCGAAGCGGUUUAGCACCUUUGACAACGAGAGCAUGAUAUCAAUCCUCGAACCAGAACCAGCUGGGUCUGGUCUUCUUCAAGAAAUUGUUCAAGGCUUCUUGCCCAAACCUAUCCCUCAACAAGCUGCUACACCUCCAACGACCAUUGGUGUAUUCCCGACAAUGUUAGAGACUGGUUUUCAGUCUGAGUUUCGUUUACCGGAUCACGUCAAUGUUGAAGGAAACGGAUUCGGUCAGUUAAAAUAUCAUGGAGAGUUGGGUUGGGUGGAUCAUGAGGGUGGGUUUGAUUCAGCCAAGAUGCAUCAGAAUGGAAAUGCCGGAAUGUUAUAUCAGUAUUGCUUUCAUGAUUAUUAAACCAUAAUGGUUGUGUUUUUACGUGCUGAUCACUCCACUGUUUCUUUAGGAUUAUGACAAUAGUUUGGGUUAGCUAACUCAAAAGCCUUUUGUCUUUUUUUCUUCAUCUAGUUGUAUGAUCAGUUUAUCUUUUGAUCGGUUUAUCUUUUGAAAGGAAAAAUCAUCGGAGAGUAUGAGAGAUUUUACCUUUUUUUGGCAAAUCAGCAUGGGAAAGCUUAAUUGAAUUGUAUAUUUAUAUGACAUGUCGAGUCAGCAAAUUUAAGAAGAAAUAGAUUUGACAAAAAAUAUAAAAAUUGGAAAAUACUCGUCGUGGAGGGGGGAAUGAAGACAACUCCAAAAGGACAAAAUAUGAGAUAUCUAGAAAACUAGAUCUCUUCUAAUAAGUUGACUUUGAAAUCCAUAAAAACAGCCUUUGUCUUCUUUCUUUGUCUCCUCUCCUAUACGCUCUCAAAUCAUCAGAAGGGCAUAUUUUGAAGUUCACAAUAUAGUUUUUUUUUUUUGAAAAAAAGUUCACAAUAUAGUUAAGGCUCUUGUUUUAAGUUUGAUCAAAGGUCCAAGUAACUGGUCCAUAAAAACUCGAUAGAUAACCGUAUAUUUACUCGAAUUUGCAUCAUUGCAUGUUAGCAAUGUAGCCUAGUUUCCGUGAAGUAAUCAUAUAUAAAUAGCAAACAAUCGAUAGAAAAGACUUAUUAAAAGAAAUAAGUUUCACCAAACAAGGUUGCAUUUCAAAAAUACACAUAUCUAUAUA
Brassica rapa (field mustard) is the source of this 5539-nucleotide messenger RNA. Its product is annotated as ethylene-responsive transcription factor ESR2. The record is from RefSeq and is a predicted model, not a curated record. Gene Ontology annotation, molecular function: DNA-binding transcription factor activity; DNA binding. NCBI's taxonomy places the organism in Eukaryota, Viridiplantae, Streptophyta, Magnoliopsida, Brassicales, Brassicaceae. Gene Ontology annotation, biological process: regulation of DNA-templated transcription.